Molecule: messenger RNA, 2128 nt
Organism: Oncorhynchus kisutch (coho salmon)
Lineage: Eukaryota; Metazoa; Chordata; Actinopteri; Salmoniformes; Salmonidae
Product: alpha-2A adrenergic receptor
Exons: 1
Coding region: 434-1645 (403 amino acids)
Biological process (GO): G protein-coupled receptor signaling pathway
Cellular component (GO): plasma membrane
Molecular function (GO): epinephrine binding; alpha2-adrenergic receptor activity
Source: RefSeq, a predicted model, not a curated record
CUGUUUCACCAACUACUGUUUCAGUGGGCAGAGAAAUAUCAUCCUGCUCAGAUGCUAUUCUACGCACAACGUGGGGCCAUUUUACGUUUUUGAAGGAUAACGAUUAACCACUUUUUUCCUGAAUAUGUAGUUGGUAAAGCUGAGGUUUUGGAUGCUGGAAAACAAAGAGGGAGUAAAACUACAGUUCUGUUUAAGGAGUAUUUUCUCUUUUACCUGGUUAUUUAUUUUUGUAUCAACUUUUUUUUAUCAACAAAAAUAACUAACAUUGAGAUUGCUUGUUAGAUUGUUUGUUAGAUUGUUCAUAUGACAUAAUUUUCCCCAGUGGGCAAAAAUGAAGGCUACUUCUGCUUCAUUAACAAAUGUGUGAAAAUAGUGGAUCGGUUGUGGCUCUUCGAACAAGGACUCUUCUUAUACAGACACAUGCUUCAUCCUUAUGGGUUGUGAUAACUUGACCAACAGCAACGGGACUUUGCCUGCUAGGCUCCCUUACACUGUGCAGACUUCUGUGCCUCUGACAAUACUGGUGGGUAUCCUUAUUCUACUCACAGUGUUCGGCAAUGUCCUAGUGGUCAUCGCUGUGUUCACCAGCCGGGCCCUAAGAGCCCCUCAGAACUUGUUUUUAGUGUCCUUAGCAUGUGCAGACAUUUUAGUGGCCACUCUGGUAAUGCCCUUUUCUCUGGCUAAUGAACUGAUGGGAUAUUGGUACUUUGGUCAAGUGUGGUGUGAGAUCUACCUGGCCCUGGAUGUUCUGUUCUGCACCUCGUCCAUCACACAUCUGUGUGCCAUAAGUCUGGACAGAUACUGGUCGGUCACUCAAGCCAUUGAGUACAACUCAAAAAGGACACCACGCAGGAUCAAAUGUAUAGUGUUAUUCGUGUGGGUGCUGGCUGCCAUUAUAUCAUUCCCACCUCUCAUUUCGAUGGAGAAGGAAGGAGCCAAAGAGGAGGGUCCCACAUGUAAGAUCAAUGAGGAGAAGUGGUACAUCAUAUUCUCCAGCACCGCCUCAUUCUUCGCCCCAUGUGUGAUCAUGAUUCUGGUGUACGUUCGAAUUUACCAGGUUGCCAAGAAGAGAACCAGGGCCCCUCCGGGUGAGAGGAGAAGAGAAAACAAUAAUCCAGAGAAAAGUUUGUAUGGCUUAGUUCAGCAGGACCCUUUGGAGAGAGGGAACAAAGGAGGGAGAGAUGGAGUGGAGGAGGACGAGGAGAUCAAUGGACUAAAUAUGGAGGAAGAGUGCUCCUCGUCUGAUGGGAAUGAGAACCAGUGCUCCAUCAAAAUGAAGCGGAGCAAGGAAAAGACCAAAGUGUGUCAGGUGAAACUAGGAGAACCGUCCCCUAAAGGUGAUGAUGCACAGCAGUAUGUGAAAGUGAGCCGAUGGAAAGGAAGGCAGAACCGAGAAAAGCGCUUCACAUUUGUUCUGGCUGUGGUCAUGGGAGUGUUUGUUGUCUGCUGGUUCCCCUUCUUCUUCACGUACACACUCACCGCAAUAUGUGACUCCUGCUGUGUCCCUGAGUCAUUGUUCAAUUUCUUUUUCUGGUUCGGAUACUGCAAUAGCUCGCUGAAUCCAGUCAUAUACACUAUAUUCAACAAUGACUUCAAGAGGUCUUUCAAAAAGAUCCUUUGCAAAAGGGAUCGACGAGGGCCAUGAAUAAGCUUUUUUUGGACUAGCUACUAUUUCCUGUCUGAAUACAGAUUUCAUUGUUUACAAGUUGGAGUCAUGUACAGUCUCUUAUGGAAAGAAAAUGUACCUAUUUGGAAAAACUUCCCAACUUCACAAAAUGUUCCAUAUUCAGUUCUGUCCCACUGGGCACACACUGGUUGAAUCAAUGUUGUUUCAACGUAAUUUCAAUGAAAUGACGUAGAACCAAUUUGGAAUAUAUGUUAAAUUGACGUUUGUGCCCAGUGGGGUGCUGCAAGCAAACUGUGAUCAAUUUGUAAUGCAUCUGGUACUGUUUUUAUGUGUGUGUCAAUGUACAACAGUUUUGAGUUCAUUACAAUCUUUAAUCCCACUACAACCAUUUAGAUGUAUUUGACUUUGAAACUAAUGAAUGCCAUGUUGUUUAUUACUUCACGCAUGUUGUGAGGGAGCUGGCUAAUAUCUCCAUGGAUCUUGCUUAAUAAAAAUACAUUU